GAAAAUUUCAGUAACCGAAGAGGAAUGGAAGGUAAAUGAUGAAGGGUAUAAAAGAUUUGGAUGAAGUUGCUAAACCUAUAUUUAGAGCUCCCGUUGUUACUCAGGUUUCUUAGAUGUACUAGGUUUUAUCACUUUAGAGAUCGUGAUGAGACUAAUGAGAUGUGUGAACACAAAGAGGAUAAUAAUCCAUUGGAAGGAGUAAUGGCACUGUCUGUUCUUGCUAUGAACUUGAAGUUUGAUUCUCUCCCUCCAAAUGAAUGCACUUCAGAUGAGGAGCACAAUGACAAAGGUGAUGUAGAUCAAUAUGUUAAACUAGGCGCUCCUUUCUCAAGAGGUGACCCUGUUAAACUAGGCGCUCCUUUCUCAAGAGGUGACCCUGUUAAGGCAUUUCUUGAUGAGGAAGCUGAGGAAGAAGAUGACACUGAUAACAACUCUGCAAGUGUAUCAUUAUUUAUACUACUUUUGGAGUAUUUGUUCUGAGAAUAGCUCUCUUAGGAUAUUUGUUCUUAAGAAAUAUGCAGUUUUAC
Messenger RNA from Cuscuta epithymum, 527 nucleotides. Lineage: Eukaryota; Viridiplantae; Streptophyta; Magnoliopsida; Solanales; Convolvulaceae. The record is from the annotation of a GenBank genome assembly.